UGUCACACAAAAUACAACAAAAACAACUUUCUUUAUAAAAUAAAAUUCAAAUUGAGUUUAUAAAAUCUCCGAUUUAUAAGCUAAGGUUCUAAAAGAUGUCGGUUCCAACUUCACCUUCACAGAAGGGAAAGCCAAACGUUAUCAUGUCCAGUUCAGUUCUCCGAGUGCCUUCUUCCGGCAAUACGGCCAGAAUUGCGACCACAACUAGCAGGAUGGGAAUGCACAAGUCACAGAGUAACUUCUUCUGCGACAAUCUGGAGAAGAUCCACUUGAGAACGCCAAUCUUAAAGAUAGAUAGUAAGACGACUUGGUAUGAGAAAUUGAAGGUCACGUCCAGACAGCAGUUCUUCAGGCAUGAUUGGGGAGGAGUGACGUCAAUCAGAUAUUCCCAGAACAGCGAGAAGCUAGCUGUUGGAUUCAACUCCGGAGACCUCCAGGUCUUCUCGUCCAUGAAUUUCCCAGCAAAAUAUUCUCCAGAAACCAUCCUCAAGGGUUGGGAAGGCAACGACUCUAUCUCCUGUAUCCGGUUCCACCCUAAAACCCCAAACGUGCUCUACGCUUCCAGUACUUCUGGAACAGUGAUGCGGAGAGAUUUUGAAGAUUCAACGAACUUCAACGACUUUUUUCUCUCAGAGGCCGGCAAUGAAAUCUUCAGCAUGGACUUCUCUUCAGAAGGCGUUCUGGUCACUGUGGGUAGAGACGCUACUGUGAGAGCGUACGACGUAUCCGAAGAGAAACUAAUUUCAGAAAUGGGUCGAAAGUGUUCCUCCCCGAGUUUUUGCGGAGCGUCAAACUCCGACGAGGAAGACUUCCAUGAAAAGAGAAUAUACAGUGUGCGCUUCCAUCCUAGUGAGCCUUCUCUUCUCGUGACAGGGGGCUGGGAUGGAAUUAGAGUGUGGGAUUUGAGAAUUCAACGACCCUUGAGGAGCAUAAAAGGACCUUUCAUCUUUGGAGACACCCUGGAUGUGGCUAAAGGGAUGAUUCUGACAGCCUCCUGUACUGCCCUUGGUGGUGUACAACUGUGGGAUUUAGGUUCUGGAUUUCUAAUGGACAAUGUCAAUCCAACAAACAAACGCGUUCAACUCUAUGGUGAAUACCCUUACGUUGCUCAAUUCUUCAAAGGUGAUCCUACCCUAGACUUGAUUCUCUAUGGGGUAGGAGGGCUACAACUGAUAAGCGUUAAAGAAUCUUCAGUAUUGUGCUUUUUUGAAGAUGAAAAGCCUGUUCAGGCUGUUGAUUCUUGCGAUAAAAAGUUUGCUUUUGGUGGAAAAUCCCACAGCGUGGUCUGCGGUAAAAUAUUAACCCCUGAAUGGCCUGAAAGUGAUGCUUCUCACAGCACUUUCUCGUGUGUUUCUCAAACUACGUCGUCUGCAAUGGAUCUAAAUGAUGAGCACGAAGUGAAAUUAAAUGGUUUCUAA
Messenger RNA from Macrosteles quadrilineatus (aster leafhopper), 1418 nucleotides. RefSeq lists its product as uncharacterized. Gene Ontology annotation, molecular function: protein binding. Lineage: Eukaryota; Metazoa; Arthropoda; Insecta; Hemiptera; Cicadellidae. The transcript is spliced from 2 exons. The record is from RefSeq and is a predicted model, not a curated record. The coding region runs from base 96 to 1418 and encodes 440 amino acids.